GGAGAACUCUAUUCUUUUGGAAAGAAAAUUAUAUUCCCUGGACAGCCGGCUGAUCCUUCGCUGCUCUCAGUUCGCGAUUGCGUCGACGAAAGAGGUAGAACUGAUUUGAUCCCGUAUAAUGGACGGCGAGAAGGUAGACAAGUUUGGAGCUUCUGAAGAGUCCAUUAGCAAGAACCCUAACCUAAGCUCUGGCAACAAUAACAAUUCCCCGCCGGAGGUGGAAGUCCACCUCUUUCGGAGGGGUCGAGGACCGAUCGAUGUCUUUAGAUCGAAGCUGGGUGGUUGGGAACAGGAUCGCCUCGAGGUUCAAGAUAUCCUCGAUAAGUACGGAUUCAAGUCGCUCUUCGCCUACAACUCAGAGUCUGGGAGGGGCGUCCCAAUCCGCUUCAGCCCCCGGAACGGUCGCUCCAUUCUCUCUUACGCUAAUGGAUCGGUCGUCAUCGUCGAUGGAGAACCAAAGGAUUCGUUUGUUAAGCCCAUGACCAAGAUUUUGGUCGGGGUCGCGGUGCUAACCCUUCUGAUAGCAAUUUUAUAUAAAGAAAUCCCGGAAUGGUUUAUGGCGUCUAAAAUUCUUAGUGGAACUUUCCCUCCUUGGGUUCUUGCUUGCAUCGUCAUCGUCUUUACUCGGUUAAGGAAGAGAACCAAGGAUGUAUUAAAGAAGUAUGGGUGGUGAUAAGGAUUCAUAACAGCUAUCUGCUUUUUGGAAAAUAAGGCUUCUUUGUUGCUAUCCACUGAAGAUGAUGGAUGAUAGAUUUCAUGACACUUGAGCUUAGAGUGAUGCUGAUGCCUCUACAUUCAUUUAUUAAGUUACAUGGUUGCUGCUUGCUAGCAUUGCUCUCUAUUUCAUUAGGAAGCAUGUGUGGUUGAUAGUUGACAGUAUGAUGGAUGAUAAUCUUGUGUACAAUUACUGAUGAUAAAAAUAUAUGUAGUAGCCGAUCUCUGCUAAUUAAGAUUCAUGAUUUCUUGCUGUGGUAGUAUUCUUUUAUUUUGCAUUAGAGGGAAGUAAAUAAAUAAGAUUGUUUUAUGUUGGCUCA
This is a messenger RNA of Zingiber officinale, 1034 nucleotides long. RefSeq lists its product as uncharacterized. The transcript is spliced from 4 exons. Lineage: Eukaryota; Viridiplantae; Streptophyta; Magnoliopsida; Zingiberales; Zingiberaceae. The coding region runs from base 119 to 673 and encodes 184 amino acids. The record is from RefSeq and is a predicted model, not a curated record.